This is a messenger RNA of Microplitis mediator, 1934 nucleotides long. RefSeq lists its product as uncharacterized. The transcript has a single exon. The record is from RefSeq and is a predicted model, not a curated record. The coding region runs from base 35 to 1897 and encodes 620 amino acids. NCBI's taxonomy places the organism in Eukaryota, Metazoa, Arthropoda, Insecta, Hymenoptera, Braconidae.
GUUAUGCGAUUAUUUAGAAUCAAAUCUAAAAAACAUGACGAAAAGGACUUUAUUUAUAUUUGCAAUAGCAACUAUUGUAAUAGUAUCGAUCAUUACAUUCAUUGCAUUCCGCACUAAUUCAAAUGCUCCGUUGGCACCGAUGAAAAGUGUUUUAAUCGAUAGAGAGAUAAAAGAAGAACAUAAGGAAAUUGCAGAAAAGUAUCAUGGAAAUAAGGAGACUAUAUUCAAGACCGAACUUGGGGAAAAGAUAGAAAAAGUCGUUCCGUUCGGAAUUGCGCUGUUAUCAAUGUCCCAAUUGGACAAUACAAAGACUCAGUAUUUAGCAGACGUAGAAGAUUUAAUACGAAGAAUAAAUACAAAACUAGGAGGGCCAGUAAGUAAUGAUCAUACAAUACCUUGGGCUGAUGAUUGGUACCACUGUUCCGUUUCAUUGACUCGUUUGCUCGCGAUGUACGAUUACAUUGGAAAAGAUAAAGAAAUUAUAGACAUUUGUCACCGUAGAAUUCUUGAGAUAAUACCGAAAUUAAAUCAAUCAUUAGGCUGGGUCCGGACAGAUCAUUACGUCAUCUUAUUAGGGAUUCCACGUUUAUUGACACUUAAAAAGCACAGGCCGGAUCUAUAUGAAGUAGAUAUAGGAACAAAUGAGUUUAUAGAGCUUCAAAAACAAAUUACUUUAAAACCCAGGACAGAUAAUUUAGUAAAAAAUGGUACUUAUCAAGACUAUUCGUGUAUUCAUGAUAAGAAAGUCGCAAGUUUUCUAGCGGUAACUGAACUCGGAGGUUUUUAUCUCAAUGCAUAUCACACGCUCGGUUACGAAGAAAAUAGAAGUCAGUUCGUAAGAAAAUUAUUGGACAAAAUUCUCCAUCCGGAAUUGGAUUUUAUACCCUACGGUCUUUUCAGCCGGUAUCCAAAAAUAGUUUGGGAUAGAGAAUUAAGAAAUCGUUGGCCAAAUUACAUAAGAAAUAUAAAUUAUGACGUAAAUAUAUUUCCUUUCAUCGGUCUCGGUGUAUUCAAAUCAGCAAGAUUUGUAUUUUCAUUGCGCGUUCAACGUACAGGCAUCGCUGCUUACGAAAGCGAUAAAAAAAAUCAACAAUUCGCUCUUGGAUGGAUUCAAAUGCGUAAAUUAUAUCUCCUGAGAAAUGAUUAUAGUAAAUAUAAAGAUAAAGAUGGAAGUGUAAUGAAGUGGGAUAAACUUAAAUUCCAACCGGGUGUCAUUUCAUUUGGUAAUGCCUCAUAUGAUAAUUUUGAAAAUUUCAAAAAUCCAAACGGAACCGACGGUCCUUUCGUUCGUUCAAGUUUUUGUCAAGAGAUUGAAUCAUAUAUUGGACAUUUGAAAACUCGUAGUGACAGGAAACUACUGUACUGGUUCAAUAAAUAUAAAUUUGAAUCUUUCUAUGGAAAAAAUGUUGUAAUUUCGGAAAUCGGUGUCUGUACAGACAACGGUUUAGUUAUGCGUUAUGAAAUUGAUAAUAAUUCUGGUAAGGAAUUGAAAUUGAUAUUAAAUGACGAAGAUAUUAAUUACGAAACUGAAAAAAUGUAUUUUGAAGCUUCUCCUAAAGAUCCCGGUACAGGAACUUCGAUCCCUAGCGGCAAAGGACCGGUAAUAGUUAAUUGGUGUCAGCUAUUUAAUGAAAACACUGAGCCUAAAACAGUUGAAUGGAAUGAUGCAUUGAAUUCUAUGUCAUUUACCUUUGACGGCGAUAAGUAUAUAAUUGAACAUCAUGGUAAAGGGCGUGGUCAAUAUCACAUUGUCAAAUGCAAUGAUAAAAUAAUACUCGCGGGCGAUUCGAGUAGUUUGCGUGAUAGCAGUUUUACUCAUUACGAUACAACGAGUAAUGAACGUAUAUUAUUUAAAAGAGAUCCUGUUACACUUAUGUACCUUCUCAAGGAAAGUUGAUUAAUGAUACAUUUAUAUGAACAUUUGAAAGAUUGAU